AUGAAAUGGAUAGAAUUCUGGCAAUCCUUUGAAAAUUCAGUUCACAAGAAUUAUAACCUCAGCAACGUUGAUAAAUUCAAUUAUUUGAGGAACAAGUUAGUAGGUGAAGCUAGGAGUGCUAUAGCCGGGUUAGCACUGUCACAUGAAAACUAUACUAUUGGCAUCAAAAUCCUGGAAGAAAGGUUCGGGAAUGUUCAGGAGAUCAUAGAUAUUCAUUACAGCAAACUUAUGAAUCUAAGAACAACUAGCAAUUCUGUAGACAGUUUGAGAAGUUUCAUGGAAACAGAAAAUAUACAUCUCAGAAGUCUGGAAGUACUUGACCAGAAUGUAGACCAAGAUUUGAUCAUAUCUGUGAUAAAGUCUAAGUUACCUAGUGCUGUGAUCGAACACCUUGAAAUACAGAAAGGAGCAAAGCAGAAAUGGACAACGUCUACACUUCGUGACUUGUUGAAUGAGUAUGUUAUUGCUUGUGAAAAGGCAGAAAAGGCGAAUACAGAAAGUGGGAAAGUAACCCAGAACAAGUUCAACAACCAAACAAAGCCUGAUCAGCGGUAUAACAGACCAAAAAACUUGGACUCUAACCGACAUCAAGCAAAGGGUACAGCAGAAGCCCUCACUGUCAAUCCCCAACCAAAACCACGGGAAAAACCUUAA
Molecule: messenger RNA, 654 nt
Organism: Mercenaria mercenaria
Lineage: Eukaryota; Metazoa; Mollusca; Bivalvia; Venerida; Veneridae
Exons: 1
Coding region: 1-654 (217 amino acids)
Source: RefSeq, a predicted model, not a curated record